AUGACUGGCACAACAAAUUCAAAGUUUCGAGUUGUAAUUUGUGUUGACGACAGCGAACACUCGGAACGAGCUUUUGAAUUUUACGUGAAACAUAUUAAUAAGCCCGAAAAUCAUAUAAUACUGAUGCAUGUUGCUGAAAUAGGAAGUCCUGAUAUGCCGUUUAUUGGUCCGGGAGCAGCGUUUGCCAUUGCAACCCUCAUGGAGCAGCAGUUUGCCGAAUCAAAAAUUAGAGUCAAUGAAAUUAAGAGGCAUUUUGAAGUGAAAUGUGAUCAACUCAAACUGAAACACGUAUUUGUUGCACUGGCACAGUCGAGCUGCGCGGUUGGUGAAUCUAUUGUGGGGUGUGCAAGGAAAAAAGAGGCGAAUUUUUUUGUCAUGGGUUCCAGGGGACGAGGAACACUUAGAAGAACAUUCCUUGGGUCCGUUAGUGAUUAUGUUUUGCAUCACAGUCACCUUCCAACUCUGAUAUGUCCUCCAGUUGAUGACUGA
Styela clava is the source of this 489-nucleotide messenger RNA. Its product is annotated as universal stress protein Sll1388-like. Lineage: Eukaryota; Metazoa; Chordata; Ascidiacea; Stolidobranchia; Styelidae. The record is from RefSeq and is a predicted model, not a curated record.